AUGCGAGGUCCCGCCCGCUUCUGCAGUUUCGUUCGCUUCUGUGGACAAGAGGUCCGCUUCUGCGGUAUCCAGUUGCACCCCUUCACUCCGCAUCUGCAGAGCAUGGCUUGCACCUGCGGGCUCGCAUAUGCUGAUAUCUUCACGCACCUGCGACCUAGCCCCAGGACAAGCCCCUUUCCGCUUCUGCGCCUUGCCAGCCGUACCUGCGGCAGUGCACCUGAAGGUGUUGUUCUUUUGUUCUGCAAAGGUGACUUCCACGCAGUCAUGUUAAUGCUAAGAGGACUAAAGACUUUUUCAGAGGCAUCAGGACUAACUACUAAUGUAGGAAAAUCAAACAUCUUCAGUGCGAACAUGAAUAUGCAACACUUGAAAGACUUGUGUGAGAUUACUGGUUACCAGAAAGGAAAGCUCUCAUUCAGGUACCUUGGAGUACUUAUUACAUCAAGAAAGAUAUCAGUUGUAGAUUGUGAAAUGUUGGUGGACAAAUUGACUGUUAAAGUUAGAGGGUGGGGAUCGAGAACACUAUCCUAUGCUGGUAGAGUGCAGCUGAUAAAUUCAGUACUGCUACACACUCAUGUGUACUGGGCAUCUAUUUUUAUACUACCUCGAGCAGUUCUUAAUAGGAUAACUUCUAUAUGUAGGAACUAUCUUUGGGAUGGGAAGGUGGACACUAAUAGAGUACCACUGAUAGCCUGGGAUUUUAUAUGUAGAUCGAAAAAGGAAGGAGGUCUAGGAGUUACAGAUUGUGUGAGUUGGAGUGAUGCUGCUAUAGGAAAGUGCAUAUGGAAUAUUGCCCAAAAAACAUAUAACCUACGGGUAAAGUGGGUUAAUCAUCUAUAUAUAAAAGAAGAAUCUGCGUGGGACUAUGAAGCACCUCAGGACAACAACUGA
This is a messenger RNA of Nicotiana tabacum (common tobacco), 891 nucleotides long. NCBI's taxonomy places the organism in Eukaryota, Viridiplantae, Streptophyta, Magnoliopsida, Solanales, Solanaceae. The record is from RefSeq and is a predicted model, not a curated record.